CCUACAAAAAGAAACCCACGUGACCCACGCCCAUGGCGGCCACUACGCUCCACCUCCUCUCGCCCCCAACGCUCUCCCUCUCCUCCUCCUCCUCCUCCUCCUCCUCUCUCCUCCUCCCUUUCCCCCACAUGCCCCGUCCCCUCCCCCUCCGCCGCCUCCGCCGCCACCUCUCCGCCGUCGCCUCCGCCGUGCGCCACCACGACGCCGCCGCAUCCCUCUGGACCCCGGCGCCCCUCGCCCUCGUCGCCCCCGCCUCCGCCGACGCCUCCCUCUUCCACGUCGCCCUCGACCUCUCCGACGCCCCCGACCUAGCCGCCGCCCACACCGCCCCCGGCCAGUACCUCCAGCUCCGCCUCCCCUCCGCCGCCUCCGCCGCCGCCGAGGCCAAGCCCACCUUCCUCGCCAUCGCCUCCCCUCCCCCGAUGAUCCCCUCCUCCGCCGGGACCCUCCGCUUCGAGUUCCUCGUCAAGCGCGUCCCCGGAUCGACCGCCGAGCUCCUGUGCGGUCUACGCGACGGGGACGUCGUCGAGGUUAGCGCGGUGAUGGGGAGGGGGUUCGCGAUCGAGCGGAUCUCGCCGCCUCACGCUUUCCCUACCGUCCUCAUCUUCGCCACCGGAUCGGGGAUCAGCCCAAUCCGCUCACUCAUCGAGUCAGGAUUUAAUGCAAAUAAAAGAGCUGACGUGAGGCUUUAUUACGGAGCUAGAAACCUUGAUAGAAUGGCAUAUCAGGACAAGUUCAAGGAUUGGGAGUCCACUGGUGUUAGAAUUUUACCUGUUUUGUCAAGACCAGACAAUAGAUGGAAAGGCAAACAAGGCUAUGUGCAGAAUGCAUUUUCAAGAGCCGAAAAAAUUGUAGAUCCUUCUUCAACAGGAGCUGUGCUCUGUGGCCACAAGCAAAUGACAGAGGAGAUUACAUCGGUGCUUGUAGCUGAUGGUGUACCCAAAGAUAGAAUAUUGAAGAACUUCUAGCUGUGGGAUGCUAUGCACUUAGCUACUUACUAUUUUUGUUGUAUCAUUUUUUAUCAAACACCCUGACAUCUUAUUCUUUUUGUUGUCAAGCAACACGAUAUUCUAACAAGCUUGAAAUAGAAUAAGAGAUAUUUAUUGAAAUUGGCAUUGUUUUUUCCGAUGCAUUAGCCAUAUAUCUCCAGCUGGAGUUGUAUGUUGGAGUAUAUUUGUUUAGUAAACCAAUUAAAAAAGAAUCAAGAUAUGCGCAGCUGAGAUUGUAUGUUGGAUUUCUUUUUUCUUUUUAUAUCUAAUAAUCCAAGUUGAGAGCAUCACUUUGACUGAGA
Ananas comosus (pineapple) is the source of this 1291-nucleotide messenger RNA. Its product is annotated as fruit protein pKIWI502. NCBI's taxonomy places the organism in Eukaryota, Viridiplantae, Streptophyta, Magnoliopsida, Poales, Bromeliaceae. Gene Ontology annotation, molecular function: oxidoreductase activity. The transcript is spliced from 5 exons. Bases 33 to 968 code for a protein of 311 amino acids. The record is from RefSeq and is a predicted model, not a curated record.